Aedes albopictus (Asian tiger mosquito) is the source of this 2095-nucleotide messenger RNA. RefSeq names its product putative odorant receptor 71a. The record is from RefSeq and is a predicted model, not a curated record. Gene Ontology annotation, cellular component: plasma membrane. Lineage: Eukaryota; Metazoa; Arthropoda; Insecta; Diptera; Culicidae. Gene Ontology annotation, molecular function: odorant binding; olfactory receptor activity. Gene Ontology annotation, biological process: sensory perception of smell; detection of chemical stimulus involved in sensory perception of smell. The transcript has 5 exons. The coding region runs from base 109 to 1281 and encodes 390 amino acids.
GAAAGACAAAGGGUUAAUAUCAUAUCUUAUUAUUGCUGCUACAAUUGGCUAAGCAACGCAAACGAAUAGUAGGGCUCAUCCGUUUAAGUUACCCGCAAAAAAUCAAGGAUGGCGAUGUCUAAUUCAAAGGACACAUUCGUCCUAAUGGCAACCAACGUUAAAUUGUGCAAGUUUUGUGGGCUUUGGGGUGGCAAAGAUAACCUUUCCCACGACAAGAGACCUAUACUGUUCUCAUUUUGCCUAAUUUUGUGGUACAUCGUGCCAAGCGUGACGUUCAUGAUCGGAGAAGAACCAUCCUUCAUUGUGCUGAUGAAACCCAUUUUGGAGUUUUUCGCCAUCACGAUGUUCGUUCUCCGAAUUGCAAACCACGUAAUGCACCGGGAAACGUUGUACGAGUGUUAUUGGGAUUUACAGCAAGCGUACGAUCGCUUUGCGGGAUAUCUAUAUGAAGACGUUGGAAGUAUCGUGCGUCAUGUGCGACGUUCGGCGGAGCUAUUGACCAAGAUAUACUUUUCCGUGGUUUACUUUCAAGCGUCAACGUAUGGCAUGGUACCGGCCAUCACUACAAUCGUUAGGUAUUCGUUCGGCAAUGGGACCGUUGAGUUACCAUCCACUGUAUUGGAAGCUGAUUUCAUAGUGAUCAAACACAAGGCUAACUUUUGGACGUGGUUACCGACAAUGAUCAUAUCCGUCACCGUGCAAUACGGUAUGCUUACCAUGAUGUCGUCGAAUGAGUGCCUCUUCUGGAAUCUGCUGCACCAUGUGUCCUGUUUGUUCAAAAUUGUACGACAGGAAAUCGGACGCCUCAACGAAUGCAAAAAUCCAGUAUUGUUCAAGUUGCAACUUGCUACCAUUGUUGAACUGCACGAGGUGUGCUACAGAAGUGCCCGUCGUUUGGAAAGAGUGCUGAGUCCGGCAAUGGCGUUACUGUAUUGUUCGUGCAUCUUUCAAACCUGCUACAUCAUGUUCGUCGUCAGCGUGAUCGAUGAUUUAUUUCUGCUUGCGUCGAUGGCAUUCGUCCUGCAGUAUACUGUAUUUCUCAUACUUUCGUUUUCAAUGCUGGGAACGGAGCUAAUGGAUGCGAGUUCUUCCAUUUCCAAUGCCAUCUACAACACCAAAUGGUACGAAUGGCCGGCUCCCCAACGGCGCCUUGUAUUCUUCAUGCUGAUGAGAUCCGACCGCGUGGUGGCCAUUAGCGCGGCUAAGUUUUUCCACCUUAGCAGAUCCACUUUCGGGGUGGUAAGCAGACCAAUGGAUGAUACAAUAAUUUCAUAUGGUUGAUUGAUUGAUUGGUGAUAAUUGUUUUACAGGCCAUGAAGACGGCGUUCUCCUACUUCACCCUCAUGCAACGGUUCCUUGGAGAGGGACAGAAUGGUGGUCGUUGAUGAUGUGGGAGUUGUGCAUCGUUGCAAUCCACAGUGUUAUUCAACACUACAAGUCAUAAAUACAGUAUCGGACAAUAAAAAUGCACCGAAGCCGUUUUCCCUUAAAAACUUGUCAACUUUAGAUUGCCAUAUCUCAGUUAUUUCUCAACCGAUUGAUUUCAUUAUUCUGUGACAAAUUGCAUAACAUUUAAAUUAUUAAAAACUAUUGAAAACAUCGGUAAUAACUAUUAUUAAAAAAAAGUUACAGAUAGGAUGAAUUUUGACAAUAAAAAUGCAUCAAGACAUUACAUUUUAUAGCACAAAAUGGUUACGUCAUAUCAUUAUGGUGUCUUCGGCAAAUAUGUUUCUUGUGUGAUGACGAAUAAAUUUUCUGAAGAGACCAACAUGAUUAGACUUCAGCAUUUUUUGGUGUGGCAUUUUUUAUCUUGGUGCAUUUUUAUUGUCAAAAUACAACCGUCUGUAACUAUUGCAUCAAUAGUUAUCACUGAACUUUUUCAAUAGUUUUUAAAAAUUGAAAUGUUUUGUAGUUCGUCACAGAAAAAUGAAAACAUUCGGUUGAGAAAUAACUGAGAUAUGGCAAUCUAAUGUUGACUACAAAGUUUGUAUGGGAAAAAUGGCUUUGGUGCAUUUUUAUUGUCCGAUACUGUAAGUAAGGACUCGCUUGAAAAAGUAUUGGAACACUAUGUUGAUUAUUGCUUCACUUUGAUAAA